UGGGCGGGGCUCCGAGCGAGAGCGGAAGAAGGAGCGUGGGUAGGCCGUAGCUUGCGAGGUGCGAGCCGGACAACGGCUUGCAAGCAUGCUCCGCUGUACCCGAGCCUGGAGGCUCCCCCUUGAGGGGCUCGGCCUGCACAGUCGUAGCUUCGCGAGGGUGCCUGUCGCACCCAGCAGCAGCGGCGGCCGAGGGGAGGCCGAGCCGAGGCCGCUUCCGCUUUCCUACAGCCUUCUGGACGGGGAGGCAGCCCUCCCGGCCGUCAUUUUUCUGCACGGGCUCUUCGGCUGCAAAACUAACUUCAACUCCAUCGCCAAGGCCUUCUCCCAGCAGACAGGACGUAGGGUGCUGACGGUGGAUGCUCGUAACCACGGUAACAGCCCCCACAGCCCAGACAUGAGCUACGAGAUCAUGAGCCAGGACCUGCAGGACCUCCUGCCCCAGCUGGGCCUGGUUCCCUGUGUCGUCGUUGGUCACAGCAUGGGAGGGAGGACAGCCAUGCUGCUGGCACUACAGAGGCCAGAGCUGGUGGAACGUCUGAUUGCUGUAGAUAUCAGCCCAGUGGAAGGCACAGGUUCCUCCCACUUUCCUGCCUAUGUGGCAGCCAUGAGGACCGUCAAUAUCCCAGAUGGGCUGCCCCGCUCCCGUGCCCGGAAACUGGCAGAUGAACAGCUCAGUUCUGUUGUCCAGGUGAUACACCCAAGCCCCCCGGAUGCUGUUGUAGACCGGGACCUGUCAAGGGACGAGUGGUACCCCCAGUCCGCACAAGGAACCCCCCCAACUGCUGCACCUCCACAGAACCUGGCCGUACGGCAGUACCUGCUCACCAACCUGGUAGAGGUAGACGGGCGUCUGGCGUGGAGGUUGAACUUGGAUGCCCUGGCCCAGCACCUAGACAAGCUCUUGACUUUCCCACAGAGGCAGGAGUCCUACCUCGGACCAACACUCUUUCUCCUCGGUGGAAACUCCCAAUUCGUGCAUCCCAGCCACCACCCUGAGAUUAUGCGGCUCUUCCCUCGGGCCCAGAUACAGACGGUGCCGAAUGCUGGCCACUGGAUCCACGCUGAACGCCCACAGGACUUCAUAGAUGCCAUCCGAGGCUUCCUGGUCUAAGAGUUGCUGGCAAGAAGGGGGCUGGGCGCAGUGGCUUAUGCCUGUAAUUCCAGCACUUUGGGAGGCUGAGGUGGGAGGAUCACUUGACACCAGGAGUUCGAGAGUAGCCUGGCCAACAUGGUGAAACCCCAUCUCUACUAAAAGUACAAAAAUUAGCCUGACGUGGUGUUGCACGCCUGUAAUCCCACCUACUCAGGAGGCUGAGGCAGGAGAAUCACUUGAACCCAGGAGGCGGAGGUUGUAGUGAGCCGAGAUCACACCACUGCACUCCAGCCUGGGCAACAGAGCAAGACUACAUCUCAAAAAAGACAAAACAAAACAAACAGGAGGCACAAAACCCCAGGCUUCCAGUCCCUGCAGCCUGCUCCACAUUUGGGCACAGGAGGACUCAGACGGGCACUGAGUGGGCAUGAGGUUUUACAGGGGUGGUCAGACCUCAGGCUUUAAUGAAUAAAGACAUUACUCUCCAA
Molecule: messenger RNA, 1581 nt
Organism: Chlorocebus sabaeus (green monkey)
Lineage: Eukaryota; Metazoa; Chordata; Mammalia; Primates; Cercopithecidae
Gene: ABHD11
Product: abhydrolase domain containing 11
Biological process (GO): lipid metabolic process
Cellular component (GO): mitochondrion
Molecular function (GO): carboxylic ester hydrolase activity
Source: RefSeq, a predicted model, not a curated record